Lipotes vexillifer (Yangtze River dolphin) is the source of this 2166-nucleotide messenger RNA. It is a transcript of the gene ZMYM5, whose product is annotated as zinc finger MYM-type containing 5. Gene Ontology annotation, molecular function: zinc ion binding. The coding region runs from base 1 to 2166 and encodes 721 amino acids. The record is from RefSeq and is a predicted model, not a curated record. NCBI's taxonomy places the organism in Eukaryota, Metazoa, Chordata, Mammalia, Artiodactyla, Lipotidae. The transcript has 8 exons.
AUGAGGGACCUUCAUAGGGAAAGGGAGCUAGCGGGGACUAAAAGACUGGCAGGAGAUCAAGUCACUGACUCAGAAAGGAGUGUUUCUGAGAAAGAAGUUUUCCAGGGAAUAAUAGUCUGCUGCUUGCGUGAUAGAAGUCUGGAUGCCAGCUCUCUGGAAAUCAAGUUCUUUGGCAUAGAUAAAUGUUCAGCGGGAGGAUUAGACUUGACUGAACAGACUCCUGUUUUAUUAGGGAGUAAAGCCAUGGCAGCUAGUUUCAUGGACGUGGCAUUUGGUGACCCAGCUAGUCCUUUAGUUAAUAGAUCUAGAAACUCGUCAGCGGAGGAUGAUGAUGAUGUUGUAUUUAUUGACUCUAUACAACCUCCUUCAGAUUCUGCUCCAAUAAUAGCUGAUCAAAGAAAUUUUAUAUUUGCUGCAUCAAGAAAUGAAAAGCUACAAGGAAAUUAUUCCAUAAUUCUUCCUUCCUCAAGAGGUUUGGCUUCUCAGAAGGGAAGUAUAAGUGAGACAAUUGUCAUUGAUGAUGAAGAGGACAUGGAAACAAAUGGAAAGGAAAAGACAAUUUCUUCUAGUUUUAUUGAAUGGGCACUUCCUGGAAGUAAAAACAGAACCAAAGAUUUGGAUUUCUCCACUUCCAGUCUUUCAAGAAGUAAGACCAAGACUGCAGUAGGACCUUUUAAUCCUGGUAGAAUGAAUGUGGCAGGAGACGUAUUUCAGAACGGAGGAUUUACAGCUCAUCACAAUCCUGAUUCUUGGAUCUCCCAGUCAGCAUCCUAUCCCCGUAAUCAGAAACAGCCAGGGGUGGAUUCUUUAUCACCAGUGGACUCACUUCCUAAACAGAUCUUCCAGCCUUCUGCCCAACAGCAACCCACUAAACCAGCUAAAAUCACUUGUGCAAACUGCAAAAAGCCUUUACAGAAGGGACAGACAGCUUAUCAGCGAAAAGGAUCAGCUCACCUCUUCUGUUCUACCACCUGCCUCUCUUCCUUCUCUCACAAGCCUGCUCCAAAGAAACGCAAGGUGACAUGUAAAAAAGGUGCACCUGCAAAAAAGGCUACUCUUGUUCUUCAAGGGGAGUCAAGUGAAUCCUUCCAAAAAUUUUGUGGUACGUCUUUGUCUCCCUAUGAAGAUAACCAGAUUCUUCGAAAAAGAGUUCUGAAUAAAUCAAGAUGUACAAUCUGCAGUAAACUAACAGAGAUUCGGCAUGAAGUCAGCGUUAACAGUGUAACACAUAAGCUGUGCAGUAACCAGUGCUUUAACAAGUACAGGUUGGCCAAUGGUCUAGUGAUGAAUUGCUGUGAGCAGUGUGGGGAGUACCUGCCCAGCAAAGGUGCUGGAAACAAUCUCCUAGUCAUUGAAGGUCAGCAGAUGAGAUUUUGCUGCCAAAGUUGUGUUAACGAAUAUAAACAGAUGAUGGAAACAAACUCAAAAAAAGUGCUAGCAUCAGAAAAUAGAAAAAGGAAUGCUGUUAGAGAAGAAAAUGAAAGAGAAUUGUAUGGGUCAUUGAAUAUACUUCUGGAAAAAAUAGAAAGAAUACCAGUGAAAAAGGAAAAGACUUCAGAACGACAAGUUUCAGCAGAAUGUAGCCAAGAUACACCAUUGGCCCAACAGGAUGUGAAUUUACCUCCUUCUGUGUCAACCAUAGCUGAUAAAUUUCAAGAGCAGCUGGAAGAGAAACGAUCAGAAGACUCCAAUAUACCAGCUGCGCUCUCUGCAGAUCCAGGUACAUGGCCCCGAAUUUUGAGUAUUAAAGAAAGGGACACUCUAGUUGAAAAUGAUCCACCUCAAGUGAGAAAUUUUAACUUUCCAAAGGACAGUACAGGGAGGAAGUUUUCAGAAACUUACUAUACGAGAAUUCUUCCAAACGGUGAAAAAACCACUAGAUCCUGGUUACUUUAUUCAACCUCGAAAGAUUCUGUGUUUUGUCUAUAUUGCAAACUCUUUGGGGAAGGAAAAAAUCAACUAAAGAAUGAGAAUGGGUGCAAAGAUUGGCAGCAUUUAUCACAUAUUCUUAGCAAACAUGAGGAGAGUGAAAUGCACAUCAACAAUAGUGUUAAAUAUUCAAAAUUAAAAUCUGAUUUGAAGAAAAGUAAAACUGUGGAACACAGAUUACAGGAGAACGUGGGAAAGGAGGGCGUGAAGCUGUUGUACACCUUAGACCUGAUCUGA